Messenger RNA from Ictalurus punctatus (channel catfish), 5416 nucleotides. It is a transcript of the gene atp8b5b, whose product is annotated as ATPase phospholipid transporting 8B5b. Gene Ontology annotation, cellular component: plasma membrane. NCBI's taxonomy places the organism in Eukaryota, Metazoa, Chordata, Actinopteri, Siluriformes, Ictaluridae. The transcript is spliced from 28 exons. The record is from RefSeq and is a predicted model, not a curated record. Bases 690 to 4247 code for a protein of 1185 amino acids. Gene Ontology annotation, biological process: phospholipid translocation; Golgi organization. Gene Ontology annotation, molecular function: ATP hydrolysis activity; ATP binding; ATPase-coupled intramembrane lipid carrier activity.
UCCUGGAAAUGGGUGUGUUUGUUCUUCAUGUACAUGGAGAACUCCGAUUCCCACCUCAAGUGGUGUUGAUUUAUGGAAAUGUUCACGUUGUACGACGUCCAGCUCCUUCCUCGGUGUUUGUUUACAAGUUCAUUGUAUGCCCACUGGCCACGAGCAUCUGUCUAUCGCUUGGAGUUUUCAUUUAAAAAAAAUCUAAACCGAAAAAACAAGCGUGAGCUUAAAAAAGUGUUGGGAUCCUCCUUGCACACUCAUGACCCCAACUGAUCUGAACAUCUACCCCAAAUUGACAUGAUCACACAUGAUCUGCGGUGGUGUUCUGGAGCCUCUCGGUCAAGAUCUCGCUCGUUCUCGCUCGUCCGUUGUGUUUUCCUGCUCGCUCCUCGCCGCCAGAGUCCAAAGAUCACGCUAGUGUUUGCUUUCUGAGUGAAACCGCCACGCUUUAUUGCUCCGUCCGACUUGUCUCUCCUCCUGACUCCACCCAGCCGCUGGUUCGAGUCCUCACUACACUCCUGCAUUCACACCUGCUUGGUCAAGCGUAGGUGUACGUGCGUGUUGAAUCGUGGGAGCUGCAGUUCACCUCCACACAGUGUCCCUGUGUGUCGUGGUGGCUUGGGCUUAAGCGAGGUUUCUUCAGGAGCCUGCAUGGGACGUCGGUGACUCGGCAUGCUGCCGGAUGCGUAGGAAGAAAGAUGGGCUCUGUGCUGUCACUGUGUGGUGUGAAGAGUAAGAAACAAAACGUACAGGAGGAGAGGCACUUGCGAGCAAACGACAGAGAAUUUAAUCUCUCCUUCGGAUAUGCUAACAACGCCAUCAAAACCUCUAAAUACAACAUCUUCACCUUUCUGCCGCUCAACCUGUUCGAGCAGUUCCAGCGUCUGGCCAACGCCUACUUCGUCUUCCUGCUCAUCUUACAGUUGAUCCCGGCGAUCUCGUCUCUGUCAUGGUUCACUACAGUGGUGCCGCUGCUCCUGGUGCUUUGCAUCACACUGGCCAAAGACGGUUCAGACGACAUCAACAGACACAGAAAUGACAGACAGGUGAACAAUCGCAAGGUCGACGUCCUCAUCGAUGGACAGCUGAGGACUGAAAAAUGGAUGAAUGUUCAAGUGGGCGACAUCAUUAAGCUGGAGAACAACCAGUUUGUCACUGCCGAUCUGCUCUUACUGUCCAGCAGCGAGCCUCUGAACCUCAUCUACAUCGAGACGGCUGAACUGGACGGUGAGACCAAUCUGAAGGUGAAACAGGCUCUGACAGUCACAGGAGAUAUGGGAGAUAACAUUGACAUUCUGGCAGCUUUUAAUGGUGAGGUGCGCUGCGAGGCUCCCAACAACCGUUUGGAUAAGUUUACAGGAACGUUGACUGUGCGAGGGGAAACGUUCUCUCUGGAUAACGAGAGGAUUCUGCUCCGAGGCUGCACCCUGCGCAACACAGACUGGUGUUUCGGCCUUGUGCUGUUCGGAGGUCCUGACACCAAGCUGAUGCAGAACUCUGGGAAAUCGGUAUUCAAGCGUACGAGCAUCGAUCACCUGAUGAACGUCCUGGUUCUGUUUAUUUUCGGCCUCUUGGGGGUUAUGUGCACCGCUCUGGCUAUCGGGAACUCGAUUUGGGAGCAUCAGGAGGGCACUUCGUUUAUAGCCUUCCUCCCUCGGCAGGACGGCGCUGACGCCAACUUGUCCAGUUUCCUGUCCUUCUGGUCCUACGUCAUCAUCCUUAACACAGUGGUGCCCAUUUCACUCUAUGUAAGCGUGGAGAUCCUGCGACUCGGAAACAGCUACUACAUUGACUGGGACAGGAAGAUGUACCAUGCUAAGAGCGAUACUCCCGCCCAGGCCAGAACCACAACGCUAAAUGAAGAGCUGGGCCAAAUCAAAUACAUCUUCUCCGACAAGACCGGCACCUUAACCCAGAACAUCAUGACCUUCAAUCGGUGCUCCAUCAAUGGGAAGUCGUACGGUGAAGUUGUGGAUUUUGCUGGACAGAGGGUAGAGAUCACUGAGAAAACUGAAAGCGUGGACUUUUCGUGGAACUCACUGGCUGACCCAAAGUUCUCUUUCUACGAUCAUGCCCUUGUGGAGGCGGUGAAGAUGGGAACUCCUCAGGUUCAGGCUUUCUUCAGACUACUUGCACUGUGCCACACUGUCAUGCCUGAGGAGAAGACAGAGGGUCAGCUGUUCUACCAGGCUCAGUCUCCUGAUGAAGGAGCUCUGGUCACUGCGGCGAGGAACUUUGGCUACGUGUUUCGCACUCGCACCCCCGAGACCAUCUCCGUUGUGGAGAUGGGGACCCACACCACGUACGAGCUGCUGGCCGUGCUGGACUUCAACAACGUCCGCAAGAGGAUGUCUGUAAUUGUGCGGAGUCCAGACGGCAGGCUCACUCUGUACUGUAAGGGGGCAGACACAAUCAUCUAUGAGAGGCUUCAUCAGUCCUGCUCCAAACUAAUGGAGGCCACCACCGAGCACCUCAAUGAGUUUGCUGGUGAAGGCUUGCGCACUCUGGCUCUGGCCUAUAAGGACUUGGAUGAAGCUGAAUUUGCCGUUUGGAGGCGGCGCCACCAUGAGGCCAGCACUGCAAUGGAGGACCGUGAGACUAAGCUAGAUGCCAUAUAUGAGGAGAUCGAGAAGGAUCUGAUGUUGAUCGGGGCGACUGCAGUGGAGGAUAAACUGCAGGAUGGAGUUCCUCAGACCAUCGAGCAGCUCUCCAAAGCCGACAUCAAGAUCUGGGUGCUCACAGGAGACAAACAAGAGACGGCGGAGAACAUCGGCUACUCCUGCAACAUGCUGCGUGAGGAGAUGACCGAGGUGUUCGUCAUCGCCGCCGACACGCCGGAGGAGGUUCGGAAGGAGCUCGUGAACGCCAGGAAAAAGAUGGCUCCGGGUGCCUCGGACGAGCCGCCCUACGUGAAGAGCGGGAUUAUGGGUAAAAAGGCUCCGGUGUUGCUGGAUGAGAAGGUGGAUGGAGAGUAUGGACUUGUCAUAAAUGGACACAGUCUGGCGUACGGUCUGCAGAAGGACCUGCAGGUGGAGCUGUUGCGCACGGCGUGUAUGUGUCAGGCGGUGAUCUGCUGCAGGGUCACCCCGCUGCAGAAAGCUCAGGUGGUGGAACUCGUCAAGAAGCACAAGAAAGCUGUGACCCUCGCCAUCGGAGACGGAGCCAACGACGUCAGCAUGAUCAAGGCGGCUCAUAUCGGAGUAGGGAUCAGUGGGCAGGAGGGCAUGCAGGCAGUUCUAUCCAGUGAUUUCUCCUUUGCUCAGUUCCGGUACCUGCAGCGCCUCCUGCUGGUCCAUGGCCGCUGGUCGUAUCUACGCAUGUGCAAGUUCCUACGCUACUUCUUCUAUAAGAACUUCAGCUUCACCUUCGUGCACUUCUGGUACGCCUUCUUCUGCGGCUUCUCUGCUCAGACGGUGUACGACGAGUGGUUUAUUACGCUUUAUAACCUGGUGUACACGGCCUUACCCGUCAUCGGCCUGAGCCUCUUCGAUCAGGAUGUUAACGACCGCUGGAGCCUCCAGUACCCGCAGCUGUAUGCACCGGGCCAGCAGAACAUGUACUUCAGUAUAACGGCGUUUUUUAAGAUCCUGCUGCAUAGCUGCUACAGCUCGCUCGUGCUCUUCUUCCUGCCGUACGCCGCCAUGCACGACACGGUGCGCGACGACGGCAGAGACAUCGCCGACUAUCAGUCGUUCGCUCUGCUCGCCCAGACCUGCCUGCUCUUCGCUGUCAACAUUCAUCUGGGUUUGGACACGUACUACUGGACGGCGGUGAAUCAGUUCUUCCUGUGGGGAAGUCUGUCUGUGUACUUUGCCGUCACAUUCACCAUGUACAGCAACGGCAUGUUCCUCAUCUUCACCUCCUCCUUCCCCUUCAUCGGCACUGCAAGGAAUUCCCUGAACCAGCCCAGUGUUUGGCUCACCAUCUUCCUCACCACCAUCCUGUGUGCGUUGCCCGUGCUGGGGUUCCGAUUCCUGCUCAACCAGCUCCGACCAACCAUUAAUGACAAGGUGCGUUACAAAAUCAGGCAAGCCAAAGCCGUGCUUCCUCCUCCCACUCGCCGGUUCCCACGGCGACGCAUCAGCACCCGUCGCUCCGGUUACGCCUUCUCACACGCUCGCGGUUAUGGCGACCUCGUGACCUCUGGCCGUUUCCUGCGCCGACCCGUGAAGAGCCGCCUGGCGCUUUACCCUUUAACGGAGUCCCCCGUAGCGGAGAGCUCUCCCCAAACGUAUCGCAACAUCACGUCCUCCUAACACACCUCAUUCGACACCAGGGGGCGCGCUUGCAAACUGUUUCGCACAUUAAAAAGGAGUCGCGCCAAGUCAUCGAGGGAGAUUCACGAGGAGAAAGAAAGAAACACACAGACGUUCACAAGCAACAAAUCCGUAAUAUCUAACAUUUCAGGAGUGUGUCCUUUAAUAUAAAUAAUGACACGCUACGGCGGUUUAUUCCAAACAAUACGUUUUCAUAUACUUUCAUCUCUUCCGUUUAUCUGUACAGGGUUUUUUUUUUUUUUCAUCUCAUCCUCUUUUUUUUUUUUUUUUUAAAUGUGCAACUGAUUUCUAAUAGAUUGGACAAAUUGUCAGAGUCUACACUCUUGGAGAGUAAAGAAAAGCAAUUCAAUGUUAAAAUUGAAGAUCAUUUGUGCCUUUAUAAUGCUCUUGUCAAGAUUUUUCAGGGGAAAUGAGCCAAAAAAAAAAAAAACAGGUGUUGUGAGGUUGUGAAUUCAAGCUGUGGAGAGAAAUUUCACAACUCCUGAGUGGUGCAGCAGAAAAUUCUUUAUUUGCUCUGGAGAUCAUGUGUUCUCUAAAGAUCCAACAGAGCCAAACUGACCAUGUUCUCUGGGUGAUCAUCAGCGAUCAUGGGUGUAUGCACAUGUGGAAGAGCGUGGAUAGAACUUUCCUCCAGUUGUACAGUUCAGUGCAUGCUUAAUCUGAUCUGGUUUAUUUUUUUCUCCUUCAUCUCAGAGUAUACAAGAUAUCAGUACGGCCCUGUCCUAAAUAUGUGCUUUUUUGGUUAUGCAUAGUGUGCUCGACCAGAGUAUACACUACUAACUAAAAUGCCGGUGCCAUUAAAUUUGUGAUGGUAUACCGUCCGUAUUCGUCAGUGUGAUUUUGAGAACAUCGUUUAGUCACGCACUUUGGAAGAGAACCUCAGGCACGAUUUGGGAUUAUCGUGAGUAGUGGAAGAAGACCUGCGAUGGGGCCAUUGUUUCAAAUUCUUUCAAAUUCUUUCCCACUGAAGCAACUCCAUUUUAACUUUAAACAUCUGCAAAGCCAAUGUCGAAUUUGUCUCUGAUGUAUUCAGAAUGAAAUGACGAUGUUUCUUCUCAUCACGUAACAUAAGCACUUGUAAAUGUUUCGGAGUUGUUGUUGUUGUUGUUGUUUUGUUUUGAUUUUUAAAUAAACUCAGAUUUCAUUGA